Pezoporus occidentalis (night parrot) is the source of this 1536-nucleotide messenger RNA. RefSeq names its product golgi SNAP receptor complex member 2 (gene GOSR2). Gene Ontology annotation, cellular component: Golgi apparatus; endoplasmic reticulum membrane; late endosome membrane. NCBI's taxonomy places the organism in Eukaryota, Metazoa, Chordata, Aves, Psittaciformes, Psittacidae. The record is from RefSeq and is a predicted model, not a curated record. The transcript is spliced from 6 exons. The coding region runs from base 85 to 723 and encodes 212 amino acids. Gene Ontology annotation, biological process: intra-Golgi vesicle-mediated transport; vesicle fusion. Gene Ontology annotation, molecular function: SNARE binding; SNAP receptor activity.
GGAAGAGGCGGCGGGGCCGGAAGCGGACGGCGGCGACGUGGGCAGCGGCGGAGCGGCGGCGCGGCGCGGGGGGCUCCCGGCGGCAUGGAGGGGCUGUACCAGCACACCAACAAGCAAGUCCAUGAGGUCCAGUCUUACAUGGGGCGCCUGGAGACUUCAGACAAAGAGUCAGUGCACUUGGUAGAAAAUGAAAUUCAGGCCAGAAUAGACAAUAUCUUCAGCAACUUGGAACGUCUGGAAAUCCUGUCCAGCAAAGAACCUCCCAAUAAGCGACAGAAUGCUAAACUCCGAGUUGACCAGCUCAAGUAUGAUGUUCAGCACCUGCAGACAGCUCUGAGGAACUUCCAGCAUCGCCGUUACAUCCGGGAGCAGCAGGAGCGACAGCGAGAGGAGUUGCUUGCACGUACAUUCACUACGAAUGACUCUGACACCACCAUACCGAUCGACGAAACAUUACAGUUUAAUGAAUCCCUCCAGAAUGCCCAUCGUGGCAUGGAUGAUCUUAUUGGCAGUGGGACCAACAUCCUUCAGGGCCUGAGGGACCAGAGAGUGACAUUAAAGGGUACUCAUAAGAAGAUCCUGGAUGUGGCCAACAUGUUGGGCUUAUCCAACACAGUGAUGAGGCUGAUUGAGAAGCGAGCCUUCCAAGAUAAAUACUUCAUGAUUGGGGGAAUGAUUCUGACUUGUGUCAUUAUGUUUCUCGUCAUGCAGUAUCUGACAUGAGCUACUGAACUGUAUUAUCAGAGGCAAUGGUCUUUUGGAGCAAGAUGGACUGUCCUCCAAAGUGUACUUUCCUUUGAGUGCUGCUUUGGAUAAGCCCCUCCUGUGAACUCCAGUGUUCACAAAUCACACUCAUGCAGGAAGCACACAGGGAAACAAAUUUCUCUGGGAACACUGUAGUUGAGAAUGGCCCUAUAAAAAAUUACCCCAUCCCCUCCUGCUCUCACCUCAUUGUCUGCAAGUUUAAGAGUCUGUUAAGUAGGAAGCAGCAGUGAAAACUUUACCCAGCUGUAUUGCAAGGUAGGAGUGUCCUUUGGAUAGGGAUAGGUAGGGAUAAGAGGAUUCAAAGGCAGAGCAUAAGAUGUAAUGAGCCUUUCCUGUACUAGCUAGAAGGGACCCUGAUCACUGUAUUUUGCCAUGAAAGAAUGCCCCUGAGGAGAAUUUGCACCAAUUGUAGCACACUCCUGGGGAGCCAGUGUGCGGAAAGAUGGGAAGUAAAGGAUUCCCAUCUGCAGACUCACCAUUUUGCUUGCAGGGAGAUGGAUUUGUGGGGAAGGGUUUUAAAGCACGGUUAUAACCUCAGCUAACUUUUUUGUUUAUACAUACAGUAUUAACCAGCACAAGUAUUGCUGUUUUAGGCUGAAACGCUUCUCCUCUGAGGUAUGUUUUGGUACCUUUUUAUGCCCUGCAGCUUCCCAGUGGAAGCUGAAUGCUGUACUGCCUGCUUUCAGCUAGAUGCACAUCAAGCCUGUGUCAUCCCACUGUGCCUAGUACCAAAUAUAACCUCUAAGACAUUUCUAAUGCUAGUGCACAUCA